Phytophthora megakarya is the source of this 750-nucleotide messenger RNA. The record is from the annotation of a GenBank genome assembly. NCBI's taxonomy places the organism in Eukaryota, Oomycota, Peronosporomycetes, Peronosporales, Peronosporaceae.
AUGACCGUUUUCCAAAGGAAUAUUUCCAUGCCUUCACACAUUGGACCAGUGUUGGGACGCAGUUUUUACAUUGACGAUAUUGACCGUGGCGCGAAAACAUGGGAUCAACUUUGUCAGGAUCUCGACACCCUGCAUUAUCGCUUACGUUACUGGAAUAUAUCAGUGAGUUUGCCGAAGAGCGAGUUUGGAAAGCGGUCGAUCCCCUAUCUGUCACACGAAAUUAGUGCAGAAGGUAUCCGAGCGACCCCAAAAGUUGCGCAGAGUGUUGUGGAUCUACCUUUUUCUAAAUCCCACAAAGGUGUACUAUCGUUUCUCGGAAGCCUAAACUACUACCACAAGUUCAUCGAGGACUUUCCGGUAGUGGCGUCAGUUCUUUAUGAACUCUCUCGGAAGACCAGAUACGUCAGGGACGAGAUCUCUCACGAGCUCAUGAAUCUUUCGAACUACUUAAACGAAAGAUCGCCGCGACGCCGAUGGCAAGAAUACGACGGAGUAUUACAACCUGUUCAGUAUGCAGGACGCGUUCUGAACGACUCCGAGGUCCGGUACUACAUUGCCGAGAAGGAAUCUACGUCGGCAGAUGGCAGGUGCGUUCCUUGGGGAGUCACGCUUUCAUAUUGGGAUAUCGAAAUCCAGAAAGUCCAAAAGGACGAAGAUGAACUUGCAGCCAUCAUGGGUGCUGGGAUCACACCACGAGAACAUUUGGAUGAUGCCGUCGAGACAUUGAUCCCUCUGAAGGGACAUCUUUGA